AUGCACGCACCUCCUCCGCCUAAGAUCAACACUGCCAUCCGUCGGGGAAGAGUGUAUAUACAACCUUCACCCUUCGCAACAAUGGCUGAUGCACAAUUUGACAGCGCGCUCGACCUCCUUCGGCGUCUGAACCCCCGUGAUACCAAGGCCAACCUCCAAGCCAUUACCUCGAUCGUCCCCGAGCUCACCGAAGACCUCCUUGCCUCUGUUGAUCAGCCCCUGGAGAUUCGCCGCUGCCCCCAGACAAACCGCGACUACCUGCUCUGUGAUUACAACCGCGACGGCGAUAGUUACCGGUCACCAUGGAGCAACGAGUUUGAUCCCCCACUUGAUGACGGUACCGUACCCAGCGAACGGGUGCGUAAGCUUGAGGUCGCCGCCAACGAAUCAUUCGAUGUGUAUCGCGAACUGUACUAUGAGGGAGGCGUGGGAAGUGUGUAUUUCUGGGAUUUGGAUGAUGGAUUCGCGGGCGUCAUUCUAUUGAAAAAGGGUGUCACUCCAGGCUCGCAGAGCUCCGGCGAAUGGGAUAGCAUUCACGUCUUCGAGGCCACCGACCGUGCUCGCAUGUGCCACUACAAGCUCACAAGUACCGUUAUCCUCCACUUAGCCAACAAAACCGAGGCUCUAGGCGAUAUGGACUUGAGCGGAAAUAUGACUCGCCAGGUGGAGGUUGAUUUGCCGGUCGAGUCGGAAGCUAGCCAUGUUGCCAAUGUCGGCAGGUUGGUUGAGGAUAUGGAAUUGAAGAUGCGCAAUCUGCUCCAGGAAGUGUACUUUGGCAAGGCGAAGGACGUUGUUGGUGAGCUCCGAAGUGAGUUAAUUUCCGAUUUUAUACCGCUGGCAUCAUUUAUUGACAAACAUGCAGGCCUGGGACCGUUGUCCGAUGCGAACAGGGACCGCGAAACUCAGCGGGAGAUGAUCGCGUCCAUGCAGAAGUAG
Messenger RNA from Penicillium salamii, 936 nucleotides. NCBI's taxonomy places the organism in Eukaryota, Fungi, Ascomycota, Eurotiomycetes, Eurotiales, Aspergillaceae. The record is from the annotation of a GenBank genome assembly.